ACUAAUAAACCAUUUCUCUGUUCAUUCACUUUCUAUAGAUCCAUGUUGGAACGCAGAGGUAAUUUUCAACAGGGCUCUUUUGUAUAAUUUAAGAUUUUGAUAUUUGGGGUACAUUAUAAAAUAAAUGGUUAAACCUAAAACACUCUUAUAGAUGGCUGAACUAUGAUCCAAAUAUUCAUUGUUCCAAUUAACACCAACAUUAAUACUUUCAUAAAUAACCUUUUUGAUUUCUCUCUCUUGUCUAAGUGGCACACAAGAUGAAAUACUUCACAGUUGAGACUGGCAGUACUUUUAGUUCUCAUAUUCAGUUUAUGAGCCAACUCAACACACCAAGAUGUUUUACGGAAGUCAAGUCUCCAGUGGAGAGUGAUGUCAUCAUGGCUUUCUGUCCCAUCGUCUCCUGUCUUGGGACUGAUAUUGAAGCAGCACUGCAACAGAUUCCAAGUACAGUAACUCAUCCCAAAUAUAACUUCCCAAGCAAUGUUAUUUCCUUCUGUACCAGAUAUUCUCUUUCCACACCAGAUUUACUCAAAAUGUACCAACGACAUGAAUUACAUUACUAAAUUGUUUAUUUGAGAUGCUUAUUGGUUUAUUUUGACGUAUUCCCUCAUUCUCUUGACAGCUGGUAAAUAUGUCAUUCUGGUAGUGCUGCAUCACACCUUCAGCCCAGACUUCACUGUACCUGACAGCAGCAGACUAGUGACCAGAAGUGAUGUAAAACUCACAGUGGACUGUCUGUUCCAUGAGAGCCAGGGAGGACUACUGGACUGUCCUCGUAAUGAUGCAGCAGUCAGGACUAUUCUGAAGAGGCUGAACAUACAGCCAAAGGUAGCUAACCCUAAUUCAAGGUUCAGGGAGGGCCACUCUCUUUAAAUAGCUCAAAAUGCAAAACCAUAUAGUUAACCAAAGUAUUUUAUUACACAGGGUCUGAUAGUGUAAGAGAAAAUAAAUAGUUGUAGUAUGAAUCAAAUAUUAGUAUUUGUAAUGAGUGUUUUCUAUAGAUUGGAGCUGAAGAAUGGAUCAGUUUAGACUGUGUUACUGAACUCUGUAGCUGUCACACAGAUUGUAAUUGGGGUUUUGUAUCAAUGAAUCAUCAUUGUGAGUACAGCAUCUCUCUGUAUUUGAUGUACUGGAUACUUCUUCAUCUCUUUUUACAGACCGGACAUCCUGGCAUUCUAGCUGUGACUCAGAGCAUUAUAAUGGUUUGUCAAAUCAAUGAUAAAACUAGACAUCGUCAAUCAUGUGCCUCUUCGGGGCGACACUUUAAAAGGAAGAAAAAUAGAAGUCAAAUUUAUGGAUGGUGUCUGUCAUAAUCGAGCUGUUAAACAAAAGUCAGUACUGCUGUGGAUCUCACAAGUCAUUAUUCUCUUUGCAGUGGCCAGUGUCUUCAGUCUACAACUACUUUUUCAAUCACAGUAGGUUCUAUUGUGUUCAUUAAUGUGGUCAAUGUAAUACAGUAAUCAUCACAGGUCAUAUCACUAACCUUUUCUGUUUCCUAAUCUUUUCAAGAUCCACGUACCUCUACAAGACCCCGUUAUGGCAGUGUUUCUGUGAUUCUGAGCUAUAUAAUGGUUUGUCAAAUCAUUGCAAAUGAUAAAACUAUACAUCAUCAAUCAUGUGCCUCUUCGGUGUGACACUUUAAAAAUAGAAGUCAAAUUUAACGAUGGUGUCUGUCAUAAUCGAGCUGUUAAACAAAAGUCAGUACUGCUGUGGAUCUCACAAGUCAUUAUUCUCUUUGCAGUGGCUAGUGUCUUUAGUCUUCAUCUGUGGAGUGCUUUCAUAUGUGAAGCGGCGCUUCUCGGACAAUAAUUAGGUUCAAAGUAGGUAGUAGGUUGUCAUUCAUGUGGUCAUUGUAAUUAGAGUAAUCAUCACAGGUCAAAUCAGGACCACUAACAUCUUGUGUUUCAUGUUUCCUAAUCUUUUCAAGAUCCAUGUCCCUCUUCAACACCUCGUUCCAGAAGUGAUGAAAGCAGUUCCACUUUUGUACCAACAAUGAAGACAUGAGAAUUGUUUUUAGGGAUUACAUCUAUCAUUUCACGGCCUACUAAAUAAGAAAAUGUAUUUACUUUGGAUGUGAAGAGAAUUUGCGGUUGUAAUGUAUAGUAAUUGGGGCCGAUAUAAAAAAUGUGAUUAAAAAUAAUGGAAAAUAAUAAAGAAGAAACAGGAUCUGUGGAAGGGGACACAUCUCAACAUCACUGGUAGUUUAUACAUGCAUCCCACUUCUGACACCAGUGUA
Messenger RNA from Coregonus sp. 'balchen', 2236 nucleotides. The record is from the annotation of a GenBank genome assembly. NCBI's taxonomy places the organism in Eukaryota, Metazoa, Chordata, Actinopteri, Salmoniformes, Salmonidae.